UUCUCGACGACGCACUUCCUUCCUGUCUGCGUUCUGAAUUUGUCCUCCAGAAUCAUACUCAUAGUCAUGGAAUAUUGAUCUCGUAGCUCUACCUUCCCGCCAAGCUCCACCCGUGAUCCGCUCUCGCUACAAUCGUUCUCAGGUCUUACACAACUUGACAUGAAGAGAAAGUUCGCCGGGUCUGCAAGGCGUAGACGUUCUUCUCGUUCUUCACGUCUCAAUUCCGAUCGACCCACUGGAAGACCUUCAGCCAUGCCGUCUAUUCCUUUCCCAAAGAUAAUCUUCGAUCCGGACCCCGAAUCUUCCGGCAACCCGCUUCUUGAGUCGGCUACGUCGGCUUGCUGUCCCCAACGAUUCGACAUCCCCCCUAUGCCCGUAUAUGAUGACACGGACGUCAUGUGGGAUCCUGGCCACUGGAGUGAGAAAGAGCAGGGUAGCCAUCAUGAAUGCCAAGAGUUUUGGUUCACGCUCUUCGAGCAUCUCAUGCCGAAACUUCGUGCACAUCUGAUCCAGACGGAUAUUUGGUUUCGUCGGAGUUCGUUCGACGACCUGGACGAGCGCGAUGAGUAUCAUCGCCGGGAUGCCGAUCUGAACUUUAGGACCUGGCUCGAAGAUUACACUAAACGGAUGAAAGGGUCGAAGCAGGAAAACUUCUUCAAGAUCCGAAUCCCGCUGGAGGCGAAGGAGGAUACCAUUCCAGAGGAUUACAUCUUAAAAGAGAGAGACUCUUACCAUUCGUUCGAUGAAGCUGCAACUACAAGACCGGAUCAAGAAGAACGACAUAUCGUCCGAAGUGCAUCUCAGGCCGGUCGUACCUUUUCGGCCUAUUUCAGUAAUAUCAAGCGAAAUCGCUCAGAGAGCGGUGUAGACCUCAGUCGGGUACUCUUAGGAACAGCGGAGGUCAAGCCAAGGCCUCCGUUCAAGGACCAAGGAAUAGAUAAGUGGAAAUGGUACCUCACAGGCUGUCUGGCUCAGGUGCUCAAGUACAUGUCGGUCGGCUGGGACGUCUAUGGAGCGAGACAUGCGUUGUUGACCAUCGGCACGUCUUUUCGACGUCUCGUCCUGGUCGAUCGGAAGGACGGGACCGGGGUGGACUUGCUCGUCGAUCUCGGCCCGAAAGAUCCUACCACAGGGGAGCUAGUCAUGGAAGAUCAGGAAGUCGGCAUGACCCUCUCACAGCUGUUCCACGAGCUCGAUCCGGAGAACAACUUUUACGAAUUCGCACCACUGCUCGAUUCUGAGGAAGAACGGGGUAAUCCCAGAGAAGUCUUCAGGUCGUUCUUUCUGAGCAUGGGACAACAUCACCUCGAUCGCGCCAGACUGCAAAGAGAACCCGAGGUCCACCUCUCUGGCCGGAUAGCGAGGAUCGAGAAUUUUGACCUCGGCCUCUUGACGGACUGUUUGUCCGACCUGUACUGGACCAUGUUGGAAGAAGAAGAAAGACUAGGCGUCCGCCCCGUAGGAGGAUGGUUAGCGGAUCAUCUGCCCGGCGAAGCUGGGCAAUUCGGGACCCCGUCCCUGAACACCUUGAAAUACGACUUUGACGCAGACUCGUUGUCCGACCUCGAGAUUUCCGACGACACCCUGCUGCCCGACGCCAAUACGAGCGAUACGAACCAGGACGCCGAUGAGCAGGGGGUUCUGUUUACGGACGAUAACGACGAUUUCAUGAGACGGUACAUCCAGGCCACUGUCGACAAACGAUACGAAUUGGAUCGCCAAUUUGGGUUGUACCGGCACCUUGAGCGGAGACUCAAAGGACAUCGCGAGAUCUUCAUUUUGCCCAAGUAGAUUUACGUUACUAUGUCAGUUGUGCUUCUCUAUCUUUUGUUUUUUUGCGAGUCACCUUGCACCUUGUCGACCUUGUAGACUUGGAACCCCUUGACCCGUCGGGCUAUGCGAAUGUGACGUAAUCACGUAAUUCGCCUUCCGCCGGGCCGCCGGGAUGAGAGAGAGGGAGCGGCC
This is a messenger RNA of Filobasidium floriforme, 1965 nucleotides long. RefSeq lists its product as uncharacterized. Bases 160 to 1791 code for a protein of 543 amino acids. The record is from RefSeq and is a predicted model, not a curated record. Lineage: Eukaryota; Fungi; Basidiomycota; Tremellomycetes; Filobasidiales; Filobasidiaceae. The transcript has a single exon.